Messenger RNA from Dromiciops gliroides (monito del monte), 1818 nucleotides. RefSeq names its product SEL1L2 adaptor subunit of ERAD E3 ligase (gene SEL1L2). The annotation marks the transcript as partial. NCBI's taxonomy places the organism in Eukaryota, Metazoa, Chordata, Mammalia, Microbiotheria, Microbiotheriidae. Gene Ontology annotation, biological process: ERAD pathway. Gene Ontology annotation, cellular component: endoplasmic reticulum membrane. The transcript is spliced from 19 exons. Gene Ontology annotation, molecular function: protein binding. The record is from RefSeq and is a predicted model, not a curated record.
AAGAAGAAGAUAAACUGAACUUCUCAGUUCUCUGUAACAAAGAAAGCAAAGAAAAAUCAAACUGAGGAAGGAGAUCGUCUUUUUGAAUUGGGCACGAAAGUGUUAAACCAGUCAAAAAAUCAGAAGCAAAAAGAAGAAGCCUACCUACUCUUUGCCAAAGCAGCUGAUAAGGGAAACUUGAAAGCUAUGGAGAAUAUGGCUGAUGCUUUGCUUUUUGGUGAUCUUCGUAGUCAGAACAUUUCAGCAGCUAUAGCCCUGUAUGAAUCCUUGGCAAAAGAAGGAUCUCAUAAAGCCCAAAAUGCAUUAGGAUUUCUAUCUUCAUAUGGAAUAGGAAUAGAACAUAACCAAGCUAAGGCGCUGGUAUAUUAUACUUUUGGAAGUGCUGGAGGAAGCAUGAUAUCUCAGAUGAUUUUGGGGUACAGAUAUUUAUCGGGAAUCAAUGUUCUACAGAAUUGUGAAGCUGCACUUUUCCAUUACAAGAAUGUGGCAAAUUAUAUUGCUGGUAAAUUGGAAAAAAAUGAAGGUGUCCCUGUGGAAAAAGUGAGACUAGCUGAGAGACCUGAAAAUCUGAGUUCUAACAGUGAGAUUUUGGAUUGGGAUGUAUACCAAUACUAUAAAUUUUUGGCAGAAAGAGGAGAUACUCAGAUACAAGUGUCUCUUGGACAAUUACAUCUAAUAGGACGGAAAGGACUAGAACAGGAUUUCUAUAAAGCAUUAUACUACUUCUUGAAGGCAGCCAAGGCAGGAAGUGCAAAUGCCAUGGCAUUUCUGGGAAAGAUGUAUUUGGAAGGUAAUCCUGCAGUACCACAAAAUAAUGUCACUGCCUUUAAAUACUUUUCCAUGGCUGCCAAUAAGGGUAAUGCAAUUGGACUCCAUGGGCUUGGCCUUAUUUAUUUUCAUGGAAAAGGAGUUCCUGUGAAUUACGCUGAAGCUCUUAAAUUUUUUCAGAAAGCUGCAGAGAAAGGUUGGCCAAAUGCACAGUUUCAGUUAGGAUUCAUGUAUUACUCUGGCUCUGGAGUGUGGAAGGAUUAUAAACUUGCCUUCAAAUAUUUUUACUUGGCAUCUCAGAGUGGACAACCCCUUGCCAUUUAUUAUUUGGCUGAAAUGUAUGCUACAGGAACCGGAGUGCUGAGAUCAUGCAGAACCGCAGUUGAGCUUUACAAGGGUGUUUGUGAACUGGGCCGCUGGGCCGAGAAAUUCCUGACAGCGUACUUUGCCUAUAAGGACGGUGAUAUAAAUUCAUCCCUUGUUCAGUAUGCACUGCUAGCGGAAAUGGGGUAUGAAGUAGCUCAAAGCAAUUCAGCAUUCAUUUUGGAAUCUCAAAAGGCUACCAUUCUUAAGAAGGACCAGAUGUACCCCAUGGCACUUCUUCUGUGGCAUCGAGCUGCAGUUCAAGGCAACGCAUUUGCUAGAAUUAAAAUUGGAGAUUACCACUACUAUGGCUAUGGGACAAAGAAAGAUUAUCACACAGCGGUGACUCAUUACAGCAUUGCAGUGGACAAAUACCACAGUGCUCAGGCCAUGUUCAAUCUGGCAUACAUGUAUGAGCAUGGUUUAGGGAUUUCAAAGGACAUUCAUUUGGCCAGAAGGUUAUAUGACUUGGCAGCUGAAACAAGCCCAGAUGCCCACAUACCAGUGUUCUUGGCACUCUUGAAACUGGAAAUGAUGCAUUUGAUCAAAGAUGUUGUGUUUUAUAAUUUUAAUGUGAAAUGGAAACGGCUGAAAUUGGACACUACCCUCGGACCCUACUGGGAUUUAUUUAUAAUUGGUGUCAUUAUUGUUUUGCUGAUAUUAUUGCUAAGAGAUCGGGCAGAGUAA